UUGGUGGUCACUGCUGUCAAACUACACUGUUUUUGCAAGCUGACCAAUGGGAUUGACUGUACAUGCAAGCCAUGCUCCGCCGAAUCUUCGGUAGUAUAGCACAGGCUAGCCUACUAAUAGCAAGCUACACUGGCCAGUUUGUAACUAAAGAAUGCCUAAACUCGCUAAGCAGAUGGAGUGUUGUUGAGAGUGAAAGUAACCAUUGGAAUUAAGAAAUUUACCAGGAAUCUACUGUUACUGUUGUAACAGUACGCCCCUUGGCAUAAGAACCCUAAACCUGUUUGAUACUUAUAAAGAAAGUAAUAACGAUGCGGCGAGGAGAACCUCUCCCCCAGGCCUUCCAGGCUCCGGUGGAUGUACAUGCCAGUGUGGAUGGUCAGGUGUACAUGUUCAGGAAACGUCAGGAUGACUCUGCAGACUCCUCAGAUGAGGAGCUGAAUGUCAUGGAGCUUAGACCACGGGGACGGCAGGAGCAGGACAGAGCAGGGUGUCUACAGCUGGUGGAGAGAGAAGUCUCAGAUGGGGACAACCUAAACAAACUGGCUCUGCAGUAUGGCUGCAAGGUGGCAGAUAUUAAAAGAGCUAACAACCUUAUUCAGGAACAGGAUCUGUUUGCUUUGAAAUUGAUAAAAAUCCCAGUGAAGAAGCAUAGUUUUUUGACUGAGGCUAAAACAGAGCUAGAAGACCCACAGCAAGCAACACCAAACUCUCCUACACCACCUCAACUUCAGGACAGACCUGAAGCCAGCUGCUCCGGUAGGCCACAUCUGCAGGACUACACAGACUAUCUGAAAGAGGUGGACCACGACAUUGAGAAACUUAUUCAAACCACAGAUGCUCAUGAGGAGUUUUUUUCUGAAAGCACAGAGAAGCCACCAAAGUUUGGUUUCCGAGGCCAGCGCUUGACCAGCUAUGGGGCAGACUGGGGCAUCCAGUGGUGGAAUGCUGUAGUUGCCAUGCUCCUAAUAGGCAUUAUCCUGCCUAUUUUUUAUGUUGUUUAUUUCAAAACAAAAAAUACUGGUGUGACUCCUGGAGAUGGUACUGGGAUAGAUUCUCACCUCAGUUCAGCAAACAGCUCAGGGACAGACACCGUAAUCCAUAGGAGUACUGACAGCAGUCAGGACAAUGUGUCUCUGGGUCCUCACAAACCACAUAGGCCUAUGUAAUGAAGAUGGAAAAAGAGUCUGUUACAUCUUUACAAACUGGUCAAUUUUCAGCAGAAUUUGCUUUGGAUCCACUAUUAUGACUCUGGAGAUGUAUUUUCUUAAGAACUUAAGAAAGAACUUAAGAACUCUAAAGAACUUGGACAGUUACUUAAUGAAAGAUUAAUGAAAACUGUGCAUUAGCAGUUGAUCAAAUUGAUCAAUGUGAAACAGUGUUCAAUGGUCUAAUUAGAGAUUGUUGCAUGUAUUUUUGAUGGUUAACUUAAUGCGUUUGCUGUUGUUUGAGUCGUAUACUGCAAAACAGCACAGAAGAUGUUUUAUUAUAAUGUAUUUUCCAUACAGAAGUCUUUAACCAAUAGUGCCAUUUACAGAUCAACUCUAUGUUUUCAAAACUAACAGGUAUUUCACAUAUCUGCCUAGCAUAAGUAUUUGUUUAGUGCAAUAUAUUCUCUUAAACAAGGGAUAUUAUAUUAUGACAUGUUAGGUUUUGAUUGUAAGUCUUUCAAUACUGGAUGUUUCAUCAUGUAUCUGAAGAUAAAUGGACUUGUUAUGCUUUUUGUGGAUUUUUAAGCAUAUAGUGCCACUUUGUGCCAAAUUGUAUGCUACUUACUGGUAAUUUCUGUGUUUUAUUGGCCUUUUUUUUUACUAUUGCAGCAUAGAUUGAUCUCAGGUAUGUUCAUGUCUUGAAUAUAAGAAAACAUUUGAACAAAUUAACCUAAAAGGGCCUUUAACAGUGUUAUGAAUCAGAUCUCUAAGCAAAUAUAUUUAUUUAUUUUUCCUGGUGGACAAUGUUACUAAUGUCACGUUUAUUAUGAAGGGAUUUUUGCAUGUGAAAAAAUUAGUACUUUCAUAAUGAGUGUUCUCAGACAACAAAACAUCCUAUAGCAUGCAUGGAAUCUAUUUCUUUAAAUAAAAGCUUUAUUCUUUACUUGGA
Hypomesus transpacificus is the source of this 2097-nucleotide messenger RNA. RefSeq names its product LysM, putative peptidoglycan-binding, domain containing 4 (gene lysmd4). NCBI's taxonomy places the organism in Eukaryota, Metazoa, Chordata, Actinopteri, Osmeriformes, Osmeridae. Bases 309 to 1166 code for a protein of 285 amino acids. The record is from RefSeq and is a predicted model, not a curated record. The transcript has 4 exons.